Molecule: messenger RNA, 812 nt
Organism: Harpegnathos saltator (Jerdon's jumping ant)
Lineage: Eukaryota; Metazoa; Arthropoda; Insecta; Hymenoptera; Formicidae
Exons: 3
Coding region: 27-812 (261 amino acids)
Source: RefSeq, a predicted model, not a curated record
AAGAAAAUGUAUAAAAUAAAGAUCCGAUGGAAGAAAAUAAUUUUACAUGGGACGAUGCAACAACAAAAUUGUUUCUAGAAAUAUAUAAACGUAAAAAAGACCUCGUAAGCACAAGAAAAAUCAAAACCUAUACAAUUUUAUGGAAACAUAUUGCAGAGGAUAUGAGGCGUAAAGGUUAUUCUGUAACUGCUUUACAAGUUGAAAACAAAUUGAAGUCUUUGUUACGCUUAUAUAAAAAUGUAAUGAGCAAUAAUAAAAAAACUGGCCGUGAAAGAAAAAUUUGUAAUUUUGAAGCUGAAUUAAUUGAUAUAUUUGGAAAGAAACAUAAUAUAGCGCCACUGGCGUUAUCAGGUAGAACUGGCUUGUUGCUUAGAGAACCGUUUUCAGAUGUACAAAAUGAUAUAUUAUUGGACGACUCGAUAAAUAAUGAAGAACCUAUUAAUACAAUAUCAGCAAUAUCAGCAGUAAGCAACAUAAGUGGAGCCGCAGCAGAAACUUCAAAUGAUAUUCCACAUAUCGUAAAUAAAAACAGAUUUUCACAAAAAAUGAAGGUUAAAGGUGGUACAACUGCAGAAUAUUUAAAGAAAUGUCAACUCGCUCUGGAUACAUAUAUCUCAGAAAUAAGAUCUGAAAGACAAAAUAACGAAAGCAUUCAAUUACAAAUACUUGAAGAAUAUAAAGAUAUCAAGAAAAUUCAAGAUGAUUUUGUUAAAUCUGCAAAACAACAGUGGGCUAUAAUUAAUGCACGAGAAGUUGAAAGAAAUAGAAUUUUAGCAGAAAUUGCAAGUCACUUUUACAACGAAAACUGUUAA